AUGUACACGGCCCUGCAGAGCUUCGGGCCCGUCUUCAAGGCCAACCCUGACAUGAAGUUGAUCCUGCUACCGGAUAUCCAGGAGACAAGUGACGUUGCUUGCGAUACGGGGUCUGACCCCAGUGCACUCCGGAAGGAGAUUGAGGAGAAGGGAUUACCUGUUGAUGCAAGUCUGGUGCAUGAGGGGUGGAAUGUCAAGACUGGUCGCUACGCACCCACCAACGCUGCGGUCGGGGCGCGUGCGCGCGACGCGCGACGCUGGCUGAAGGCCCGGCCGGAGAAGGAAAUCGUGAUGGUCUCGCACGGCGGUGUGCUGCAUUACUUCACUGAGGAUUGGGAGAACAGCAGCCAGUUUCAGGGAACCGGCUGGACCAACACGGAAUACCGCACAUAUACUUUCUCGGACAAAGUCGAUCUCGACGACCUGGAAGGCCACAAGCUGGACACGGAUAACGCGAGCCUAGUUGAGACUGUCGAGUCUCGCGAGCGCCGCGGAAAGAAGGGUCCCAUGGCGGACCGUGAGAAGCAAAAGGAGUUGUACAAGCAGGGUGUACAGGGCUGGGAUGAUCAGGGCUUGCAGCUUAGCACGGCUGAGCGGGAGGCGGCGAAGGUUCCGGCUGGAAAGGAAGUUAAUGGAGUCCGUGUAUAG
Messenger RNA from Aspergillus mulundensis, 648 nucleotides. RefSeq lists its product as uncharacterized. The record is from RefSeq and is a predicted model, not a curated record. The coding region runs from base 1 to 648 and encodes 215 amino acids. The transcript has 3 exons. NCBI's taxonomy places the organism in Eukaryota, Fungi, Ascomycota, Eurotiomycetes, Eurotiales, Aspergillaceae.